AUGAUAGUUGAUAAUCAAGCUAUAGAUAUAUUUAUGGACUUAAGUCGGUUUAAUUUCACAUUUUCUUUGUUCAAUACCAAAAAUACUAAUAAUAAUGACAGUGAUUCUAGUCAGGAUGAUAGCACUUCAACAGAAGAGAAUGGAAACAAUAAAGAUGUUUUGGUUGAAACGAUUGGUACAUUCGGUAUUUAUCACAUCACGGUGUGUUCUAGUGUUUACCUUGCAAAUAUACCGACUGGAUGGGUGCAAUUGGCAAUAAUCUUCUUUGCUCCACCAACAAAAUUUAUGUGUAUAAGUCCAACUAAUAUCACUGAUGCUUGCUCGAAAGAAUGUCUAACUGUAGAAUACGAUCGGUCGAUUUUCAUAGAAACGAUUGUUACUGAAUGGGACUUAAUUUGUGAUCGCGCAUAUCUAACGGACUUAUCACAAGCGAUUGUUAUGUUUGGCAUAUUAUUUGGAAGUAUAUUUUUCUCCCUAUGGUCAGAUAGAAAAGGGCGUCGUUUAACAUUUGUAUCAUCUGGUCUAAUUUUACUAACAUCAAGCUUAAUCACUUCGUUUGUACAUACAUUUUGGCAGUUCUGUUUACUAAGAUUUGUGACAGCUUUUGCACUCGGAGGCUUAAUAGAAACAAGCGCAGAGGUCAUUGAGGACAUAAUUGAAGAUGAUAAACGUGAAGCUGCUGAAAUACUUUCACAAAUUCCAUUCACUAUGGGUCAUGGAUCUUUACCUCUUUGUGCAUAUUUUGUCAGACACUGGCGUUAUUUCAAUUUUAUUUUCUCCGCGUUUUGCAUUAUAUAUGUAUUCUACACCUUCCUUUUUCCGGAAUCACCACGAUGGCUUUUUGAGCAAGGAAAUAUAGAGAAAGCAAUACGAAAUAUAAAGAGAGCUGCAAAGUGUAACAGAAAACAUAUUGACCGAAUACGAGAAAGAGUUAUAUUAUCAUAUAGUCAAAUACCAAAUCGCGCUAUAACUAGGACAGUAACAACAGCAGAUUUAUUUCGUUCGUCUGAUUUGCGCAAUAAUACCUUGAUUAUGUGUUCAGAAUGGUUUUGUAUUUGUUUUGUAUACUUCGGAGUAUCACAAUAUAUAGCAUUCUUGCAGGGCAACAUUUUUAUAAAUGUAGCAAUUGGUGCUUGGCUUACCCUACCAUGCACUAGUGCAUGUGUACCUUUGUCAAAGCGUCUAGGGCGGAAAUGUUUACUUAUUUGUACAACUGCUACUACUGGCAUAAGUUUACUGAUAUUUGCAUUGAUCACUUUAACUGGUUCCAUAAAAUUGAUGAUGCUGACAGUAGGUCUACUUACGUCAUGUAUGACCAUGCCACAAGUACACUUGUACGGCGGUGAAGUUUUUCCAAGGUAUAUUCGUCACGAAGGCGUUAGAGCUUGCUUUGUUAUGGGACGCUUGGGUGCGAUGUUGUCACCAUUUGUAGUUGAUUGGCGGGCUGCUGACUUCAUGUUACCAGCAUUGAUAUUAGGAAUAUUUUCUUUAACUAUUUCAUUUUUGUGUUUCUUAAUGCCGUCUGUUAAAAUCCUAAGUACAACACGGCGUAAUAAUGGUGAGAGUACUGGAGAUAUUGAAAGCAUUGAAAGUGUUAAAAGUAUUGAGCAUACGGAUAGUGUUGAAAGUACUGAGAGUUUUAAAAGUAAUGACACUGUUAAUAAUGAUGGGAAUGCUAAGAGUAUGAAAAAGUUUAAAGCAAAAGGAAAGUGAUAACCAUCAAGCUUAUUCAUAUAUUGU
Molecule: messenger RNA, 1740 nt
Organism: Teleopsis dalmanni
Lineage: Eukaryota; Metazoa; Arthropoda; Insecta; Diptera; Diopsidae
Product: solute carrier family 22 member 20-like
Exons: 5
Coding region: 1-1713 (570 amino acids)
Biological process (GO): transmembrane transport
Cellular component (GO): membrane
Molecular function (GO): transmembrane transporter activity
Source: RefSeq, a predicted model, not a curated record